Knipowitschia caucasica is the source of this 588-nucleotide messenger RNA. NCBI's taxonomy places the organism in Eukaryota, Metazoa, Chordata, Actinopteri, Gobiiformes, Gobiidae. The record is from the annotation of a GenBank genome assembly.
AUGCGAGACUUACCCCAUUGCUGUGUUGGCUGCUGUGACAGAGGAGAGCGGAGCGGAGGGGGGAGGGGGGAUGUGCUCUGGAACAGCCAAUCACAGCAGAGAGGGGGGGACGCGCUCCGGAACAGCCAAUCACCGCAGAGGGGGGGAGGGGGGCUAAACUGCCUCACAAUACCAAGACUGAGCGAGGCUGUCACUGAGCAUCACUGCAGGAGUCCGCACGAACUACUGCUGCUCAAGAUCCAGCAGAUCCAGAACCCAUCAGCCCGAGUCCAGCAGAACCUGACCCCAGACCCAGAACCCAUCAGCCCGAGUCCAGCAGAACCUGACCCCAGAACCCCAUCAGCCCGAGUCCAGCAGAACCUGACCCCAGACCCAGAACCCAUCAGCCCGAGUCCAGCAGAACCUGACCCCAGACCCAGAACUCAUCAGCCCGACCCGAGUCCAGCAGAACCUGACCCCAGACCCCAGAACCCAUCAGCCCGAGUCCAGCAGAACCUGACCCCAGACCCCAUCAGCCCGAGUCCAGCAGAACCUGACCCCAGACCCCCAUCAGCCCGAGUCCAGCAAAACCUGACCUCUGACCCCUGA